This is a messenger RNA of Aspergillus aculeatus ATCC 16872, 1356 nucleotides long. Its product is annotated as NAD(P)-dependent oxidoreductase. NCBI's taxonomy places the organism in Eukaryota, Fungi, Ascomycota, Eurotiomycetes, Eurotiales, Aspergillaceae. The coding region runs from base 382 to 1218 and encodes 278 amino acids. The record is from RefSeq and is a predicted model, not a curated record. The transcript is spliced from 2 exons.
GUAGCAUACAGUUCUGGUGCGUGUGACAUGACUUACGAUGUUAGUGUUGUUUACACUCUGUGAGUUUUAGCAUUGUAGUCGCAUUAAAUCCAUGCAGGCAAAGCAUUCAUGAAACAACGUCAUUUCGGUUACAGUUCCAGUGGGGGAAGUAUAGUCUCAGAUACGAGGAAAGUGGCGGAGUCGGGGCCAAAACAUCACGGCUCGCCAAAGUCUCCGUCCCUGCGCGGAGCAUUUUUCCGGGUAGCACCAACACAAGGCUGACCACCGCAACAGCAACAUUAACCAGCAUAUAAAUAUAUCCUGGCAUACAACUUCGAAAAUGUAAAAAGCAGAUCAGAAUCCAAAACAUCAACACUCUAUUCGCUCUGACCAUCGCCGAAAAUGACCUCCCCGAACUUCCUCCCCACGAUCGCCUUCUUCGGCAGCACAGGCGGCUGCACCCUGCACUGCCUAGUCCUCGCCCUCCAAGCCGGGUAUAAGUGCAACGCAAUCGUGCGCACGCCCGAAAAACUAACCACCCUGCUCGCCCCGUACAACCUCCCCGCCCCCGCCCUCAAAAACCUACACAUCAUCCCGGGUAGCGCGACGGACGCCGCCGCCGUGCGCACCACCCUCCUCGCCCCGGACCAAACCCCGGGCACCUUCGCCCCGAAGACCGUCGACCUGAUCAUCAGCGGCAUCGGCAGCAAGCCCAAUUUCUCGAAUCUGCUGCACCCGACCCUCGAGAACCCGACCGUGUGCCAGGAUGGGAUGCGCACGUUACUCGCGACUCUGCACGCUCUCCAAGAGCAAGAGCAGGCGCACGGCAAACCCAAGCUGGCCGUCAUCAGCACGACGGGCGUGGACUCGAAGCGCGACGUGCCGGUCAUGAUGCUGCCGUUGUAUAAUUGGAUGCUGAAGGUGCCGCACGCGGACAAGAAGGAGAUGGAGGCGAUGAUCCGGGCGGAUGCGGCGUUGGGGGAUGCCAGGGCGCUGGGCAGCUAUCUGGUCGUGCGGCCGAGUUUCUUGGUCGAGGGCAAGGAUAAGAAGAUCCGGGUCGGGACGGAAGAGGAGCCCGCCGUCGGGUAUGGCAUUAGUCGCACGGAGGUCGGGCGGUGGAUCUUUGAGAAUGCCGUGCUGGGGUUCGACGGGCCCGUGCAGGUCAAGGAGAAGGUUAAGGGGAUGGGAAUUGGGUGGGCGGGCGGGUAUUGGGGAAGGUUGGUUAGUAUUACUUGGUGAGGUUGUGGUCUACCUGUUGUUCAGGGUUGUGGUUAGCGAUAGUGGAUAGAUGAUGGGAUCAUGCAGGUUUCUGGUGCGGGAAGCGUUUACUUAUUAAACUGUUCUAAUCAGGAGUUGAAUUUCAUUGAACUGGACUGC